This is a messenger RNA of Carya illinoinensis, 726 nucleotides long. RefSeq lists its product as uncharacterized. The transcript is spliced from 3 exons. Bases 1 to 726 code for a protein of 241 amino acids. Lineage: Eukaryota; Viridiplantae; Streptophyta; Magnoliopsida; Fagales; Juglandaceae. The record is from RefSeq and is a predicted model, not a curated record.
AUGGACAAUCUGUUGGAUGAGGACCCAUUCUUCACCACUCUCUUACAAAGUGGAGGAGAAGGUCCUAUUACCACUCCAACAUUCUCACAGCAUUCUAAUGUUGUGGUCGCUUCAACCCCCCUCACGGUGAAAAGAGGCCUCCAACAAAAAAAGUUCAAAGAGGAGCUUCUUUCACUGUUGAGGAGGAUAAUGUACUUGUCUCUGAAAUGCACAAAUAAGUUUUGUGCAUAUCUAGCUCAAGUAGAGUCAUUGCACCUGAGUGGUGCAACCGAACAAGAUAUGAUUGAAAAGACAAAAAUAUUGUACAAAGAGAUGGAACGAGGAAAUUUCACAAUGGACCAUUCUUGGAAUCUUUUGAGACACCAACCCAAAUGGCAUCAACAUAUGAAUACGCUGAAUACGAGGAGAAAGCCACAUGAUAAACGUCCUUCCAAUGAGCAGUCAAGUGAAAUUUUGGACGAUGUUGUGGAGGAGCAUGUUGAAAGGUCUGCUGGAAAAAAGGCUGAAAAGGAAGACUUGAGGAAGCGAAAGGCUCAAGAAUCAUCUGAUGCUGAGUUCAACAUGGCAUUAGGAGCAAUGACCGAGGAUAGACAAUUGUUCAUGGCGGAGAGAAGAGAAUGGCAAACGAAGGCUGAUCGUGAUAGAGGUACACAACUGGAGCUUGAUAAAAGAAAGUUCGAUGCUGAGAUGAUGAGCAAGGAUCUUUCUGGUAUGAAUGCCAUGUAG